CCGGCUGCUUUCUCUGCCUCUCCGAGCAUCUUUGAGCUGUUUUGACAUAUGUGCUGCCUCUGUGCUUCUCUGCUGCUUUCUUUUCUCUGCCUUUCUACCAAUCCCAUACCUCUCUCCAUACCUCUGUAUCUCUCCGUUUUCCCCUCCAGGACAGGAAAAGGAGCGGUAGCAGGGAGCACCAGCGAAGAAGGCUGACCACAAUAACAGGAAGAGGAAGUGGGCAGUGACCCGUGUGAGAGAGGACUGCGGUUGGACAGCUGUGGUUCAACACUUUUGGCCACUGGAUGAGAAAACCACAUCAGAGACGACAGGAAGAAAAAAAGAGCACGAAAAACUCUAAACCUGUUGGAACCCUGUGGAAAAACCUUGACGACCCGAGGAAGGAAAACAGGCUGACAAAGACAUUUCUGAGUAAAAACUUUCGACUUGGAAAGUCUCGAGACUCGACAAAGUGAUAUCACAGCGAUUACCCGCUGAGUAAACUCUGGUUUUCAUUCCUGAAUUUGUUGCUCACAGAUUCUGUAGGUUUAUCUUUGGAAAUCCAGCUCUGGGAUACAUUCUCACUCAAGAGGAAUCAACCAAUACUUUCAUCAUCUCAGACUUAUCUUAUUAUCUGGUCCAGUCCAGAAAAGGAUUUGUACAGAAGCCUGGUGAUCCAAGAGAAAACCCUGCCUGUGCAGCACCUGCUGCUCUCGUUCAACGUCAGAAAACACCAGCAGACAAAAAGGAGUCAGAGCGAGGAAGAGUUGAAUCAGGAGGUGGUUUUACUCCCCGUCGAGCGUACGACCACCUGCCAGCCACUGAUUUCUACCACAACCUGCCACAUUAAUAAAGCACAACUCCAGUUUGAGCGAGCAAGAGAGCACUGUGAAAGAUUUGGGCAUCAUUUUGUGUGAUGAUGGCUUUGCUCCAGCUGUGGACCAUGGGGCUCGUGGCCACUGUAGCCUUGUCUGUCUCACUUACUGUUGCUGAAGAUUUAGGCCUUCCCGUGGGGGAAGCGGAGAAGCUGGGCCCUGCUGACAUUGUGAAGAAGGAGUCUCACCCUGUCCUGUUCAGGCAGAAGAGAGACUGGAUCUGGAACUCUCUCUAUGUGGAGGAGGAGAAACCUGCACCUAUCCCCUACAAGAUAGGACAGCUGAAAUCGAGCCAGAACCUGGCAGUGAAGAGUUUUGAAAUAGAUGGUGAAGGAGCAAACACCAUCUUCACUGUGGAUCGCAAAGGAGACCUGUUUGUCACCAGAGCUCUGGACAGAGAGGAGAAGAACUCAUACCAUUUGACCGCCAGGAUGUUUGAUGGGAACAGGAAGUUGAUAGAGGAUUCGGGACACUUUAUUGUCCAAGUUACGGAUAUCAAUGAUAACAGCCCAGUUUUCCCCAGAACAUAUAAUGGAUCCAUAAUGGAGAGGUCCAUGAUAGGAACUAAAGUAGUUGAGGUUAAGGCAACCGAUGCUGAUGACCCCACAACUGCCAACGGAGAGCUCAGGUACUCUUUGAUCAACGACCUUUCUGCCUUCGAAAUCGACAGCAACACAGGUGUGAUCAGCUGCAAGAUAAACACUCUGGACCGGGAGAGCAAGAGUCACUAUGUGGUGGUGGUUAAAGCUCAGGACAUGAGAGGAUUUGCCUCUGGCAGCACAGCCACCACCUCCGUCAGCAUCAGCAUCACCGACACCAACGACAACAUAGCCUCUUUCACCCGAAGGACAUACGAACUGCAGGUUCCAGAGGACCACAAUGUGAAUGAGAGGAUAGGCACUCUGGAGUUGGAGGACAGAGAUCAGAUUCAGAACAAAGAACCCAUCUUCACUCUCCCGAGUGAAAACAGCAGACUGUUUAAUAUUGAAGCCAGCCCUAACAAGGAUGGCAACCUCAUGCUCAAAAAGGCUCUGGAUUACGAGACAACGAACAGCUACACUUUCACGGUCCAGGUUCGGGAAGACCUGACACACCUGCGCUUUCCUGCUGACAACCUGAACAGUGCCGUCACAUCAGCCCAGGUAUACAUCAAGGUGUUGGAUGUGGACGAGCCGCCGGUCUUCUCCCCGGACAGCUACACUUUCACUGUGGUGGAGGAAAGUAUUGUGAACAACAUAGGAACAGUCAGUGCCAAAGAUCCUGACGGAGACAACAAGCACAUACGGUAUUCCAUCUUGGACAAGGACUGUCCCAUCGGUAUCAACCCGUCCACGGGUCAGCUGUUCACCCUGAGGAUGCUGGACAGAGAGCUGGAGGCCACACACGUGUUCCAAGUUAAGGCACAAGAGCAGCCAAAUGGUUUGGAGUCAUUUGUGAAAGUUAACAUUACAGUUGAGGACAUCAAUGAUAACAAGCCUGAACUGACUGUGGAUGAGAUCUUCCUGUGUGAGAAUGACAUGACCGACACGGUGAUAGGAACUCUGAGAGCCACAGAUAAAGAUGACCAGCCAGCUUCGUUCAGUUUUAGCCUGGCCACUGAGAGCUCCAACUUCUCCAUCAGAGACCACGGCAACAGCACAGCAGACAUCAUUGUGAAAAUGGGGCCGUUCAGCCUCGAUGACCCCAAAGAUUACAGUGUGGAUGUGCGCAUCUCUGACGGAGGACAACCCAUCCAGACCAGCAUCACCAAACUGGCAAUCAAGUCCUGUCGGUGUGAUGUCAGGCGGAUUCCUACGCAUUGCAAAGCUGGAGCUCGCAGGAUGGGAGUGAGCGUUCAUGCCCUUAUAGCCAUCCUGCUCUGUAUACUCACCAUACUGGUCAUAGUGAUCCUGUUUGUGAUGAGGAAACGCUACCAGAAGGAUUCUCUGGCCAGUAUGAAAAACAGCGGUGAGAUUCACGAGCAGCUGGUCACCUACGAUGAGGAGGGAGGAGGAGAGAUGGACACCAAUGGCUAUGAUGUCUCAAUCCUGUCUUCUGCAUGCCACGAUGGCUCCCUACUCCGUCGCCCGGAUCACCACCCCCACCCGUCUCUCUACGCCAUGGUCCAGAAACCCUCUCACCACUCUCAGCCCACGGCCUGUAAGGGCGACAUGGCCAUGAUGAUCGAGAUGAAGAAAGACGAGGCGGAUCAUGACCGAGACGGCUUCCCGUACGACACUCUCCACAUCUAUGGCUAUGAGGGACCUGAAUCUUUAGCUGGAAGUCUCAGCUCUCUGGGAAGUUCCUCCACUGGUUCGAAUUUGGAUUAUGACUUCCUCAGCGACUGGGGGCCGAGGUUCAAGACCCUGGCUGAGCUAUAUGGUGUGGAUGGACCUGAGUAUUACCAUCAGUACUGAUGGAUAUGGUCUGCUAGUUAGCAUAUGGUUUGCCUAAAUGCACAUACAUUAAAAACAGCCAUAAAAAUGCACUGACACAAAGCCAGAAGCGCAUAGCAAAUACACCCAGUAACACACGCAUACAGCCAGGCUCUGAUACUUUUCAUUUUGUUUCUGGACAAGAUACGUCGAUCGAGUAGACAACCAUGUUCUCCAAAGACUUCUCUGGCUUCUGAAAACAGAAUCAGGGCACUCUUUUUUCCAGUGUAACAACAACUAACUUAUGUUAUCAUGUGUAAUUCAGUAAGUCAUCCCAGUCUGUUCACUGCCUGUCAGUAAAUAGGAGCUUCAUCAAACUCCAGGAAGCACCAUUCAAUUAAAUAAGUUUUUGUUUUUGGAGAUCUCUGGUGUCCUUUGCCUCCUAAAAUGACAUGUUGAAAAGAUUUUUGAAGUAACACCAGGACAUGAUGCCAAAGGGGAGAGUGACAACAGAUUUGAAAGAUUGUUGGUGACAGUGUGAGAUUCACACAGUGAGGGUGCAUUUUAUUCCUUCACAGUGUUGUGAUGUUUGACAUCACAACCCAUGGAAGAUCUGGAAGUCAACUUCAGGCUGUGUCUUGGAUCCAUGAUGGGGUAAUCAGUUCACUGCUGGCCAGCAGUUUAUGUUACUCAUAAAUACAAAUUUUUUUUGCAUUCAAUUCAUGUCACAGCUCCUUUACGCUGCACCAUUUUGCAUCCCCUUGUUGAUACUAGUGACUCUAUUGCAGGUAAAGCUUUUUGUAUCAUGUCUCUUACAAAAUUUGUCUUUUCAAUACACAACUAGACAAAGAUUCACCACAAAAAUAAUACCUCAAACAUAUGCUUUGUCUUAAAAUCUGAAUUAAAAACUGAAUACAAAUAAAAGCUUUAAAUUUGUUUAUUUUCAUCCUACAGGGGAUGCAAAAUGGUGCAGAAUAAAAGAUACUUUUGCCAUGUUUUUAUUUAAAUUUUUUCAUCUUACUCUUCUCACUGGUGUUGUUGGCCAGUAAUUUAUACAGGGCCAAAAACACAAUGAGAACAAGGCGAUUUUAUUUUGGAUCUGAAGUUGGUGGUCUGAUUUGUAAAUGUGAUUGCUGGAUUUUUUUUGUGUGUGUGUUUGUUUGAGGUGAGGUGAAAAACUAAGCAGCUGCAAGAGUUUUAAUUCUAAGAGGUCUGAGUUGUUUGAUCACAGCGAGAUGCCAGUUGUGUUUGCUUUAUCUGAAAUACAAAAAAGGACUGUCUUUAAGGUAAGCUAUGGAAAACUCACACUGUUCAUCAGUCUGCAAUGUCCACCGGGUUGUUUUGUGACAUUGCCCUCCUUGUAGGCAAUACUUACAGUUUUACUACAUUUUCCUGAAUGCAAUCUUGCACCAAGUCUUGACAUAACACAAGGUGUUUGCCAAGAGAGUAAAGAACAAGUUCAUAUGAGGUCCAUCAAAAGUUUUUGAAUAGAAACCUUAAAACUUGUAUUUUUCCUCCUUCGUUUCUGAAAUCCACCACCUAAAAUUAGUGAGGAGUCAUUUUCCAGCAAAGUCAUUUUGUCCAUUUUCCCAGUUAUCUUCUACUCUUGGGAGAGAAACAGGCAGACAGAAAGGAAAUGGCACUAUUGCUGCUCAGACAGAAUUACAGCGUGUUCCCAGGGUUUAUUUGACAGAAACUAUCAUCACACUUAUUGUUGAGAUGAAAGCCCAAUUCUCAGAGGCCUGCUAGAACAAAAGUCAUUCAGACAACUCAGGAAGCACCGAGUGGCAGCUGCAGCUAGUUGGGCAGUUGUGAUAGCUCUGAGGUGGCAAGAAUAACUUUAACCUCUCAUCCUUUUUGGCUACCGUCAGGUCAUAAAACGUCUUCUUUAGAACAUUUUAGCAUAUUUACGGAAACAAAAACAAAACAAAACACUGUACUGAUCAUUCAUUUAAAACAAAGUUUGAAUCCCUCGACCGACUUGGCACUAUUUCUCAACUCUGGGUUGUGCCAUCCAACAGUGAGGCAAACUGAUAAAGGGUUAUUGAUUUGACAUUACUUUACUCCUAUGGAUUGACUGACUAACCAUUUCAUAAUUUAUUCACAUUGGUAGGUCUUUAGUGCCCUUUUGAAUAAAAUUUAGACCUAUAAGUAAUCAAGAGCGAUUUUAUCCAUGGAUUGUCUGACUGCCGGCCAGCUGGACAGGAAAGUAACUGAGUAGCAUUUGGCCUGGAGAUAAAUCGUGGCCUUUGGAGAAAGUCAUUUAAAAAGGUUUAUAAAAGGUAAAAAGGUCAGUCAUUGUCAUUAAAAUAGUCUUGUGGGCAAUGACAUAUCUCAGUACAUUGUUGAGCUGAGUUCUGUGCUGCUGAAGAUGCAACCACGUGUCCUGAGGACGGUCCUUUUUGCUUCUGCAAAUGUGAAUUCAUGCUAGUUCAGACAAUAUAGUUUAUUUACUCUCCUGUUUAUUAUGUUUUGUUUGGACUUGAGCUCGUUCCUUUAAAACUCUGGCCUGCAUGGAAUGUCAUUUGAUAAACGGUGGAUACAAUAGCUGGAAGCCCGCUCAUUGCUUUCCUGUUGGGUUCACAUAUAUACAAAGUGUAGCCAGUUCCUCCACCUCACUGUUUCUCUCGCUCUCCUCCUCCUCCUCCUUGUUUGGGUCACUGUAACUCUACAACACUGCUGCUCUCUCUCUCUCUCUCUCUCUCUCUUCGUCCUCUAAUCAGCUAAACCAAACAGUGGAGUCGACUUCCUUUCCAUCUGGGGCUUUGCGCCCGCCCACUUCCUGUUCGCGUUAUCUCCUGUGAGGGAACACAUUGUGUUCACUUCCUGUUAGCCCAGCUUGGGAAACAAUCUUGGAGAGGAAAAGGGAGCGAGGCAAGAAGAAACACUGGAUAAGGUUGGGGGUUAACAAGAAAGAAAGAUGAAGAACAAUGUAGAGCAGUGAUGAGUUUUCCAGCCGAGCAGAAACUUCAGAGCGAAGAUGCUUGUGAUGAAACACUGAGAUCCAUCACACACACACAAGUGAUGUUAACAUUGUGCUGCCCUGGCAUCUUUAUGAAGCAAUGUUGAACACAACAUUCAAAAACCAAUACAGAUUACUCACAAUUUAUGUAUUAAGAUUUAUAAAAGAGAACUCCUCAUCCUGGUGGCUGAAAGUGGCAGAAAAAAAAGUAUUUUAAAAUCAAAAGGACUUAAAGCCUUAUUGUUUUUGUAUUUUUAAGGUUUGCACUGACUAUUUCAUUUGAAUCAUGAGUUGAAAUAUAAGACCUUUAAAAGAAAAAAGAAAAUGUGAGUUAGUGUGAGUCUAAGCCAUCCAUUGCGCGAACAAUGACUUACUCCUCUGAUCGCCAUCUUUGUUUGAGUCAAACAAUGAAGAGUCACCUUGUGAAUCUUCACCCCAAAUUGGAGGAUAUAACUUUUUGUCCUGCCAUUCCAGAACUGUGGCUUUGAGGAGUUUGUGUUUUAUCAUGGCUAUUGUUGAUUACAGCUUUUAUUUUGAAUGAAAAAAUCUGUGUUGUUGAAAUUGGCAGCCUGAAAGAGAGAGCUGCUCCGUUAUCUACUUUCCCAACAGCAAUAAGUGUUAUGUGUACUUAGGGUGAGAAAAUAGGAGAGGCAGAUGGAAUUUCCUAACAAUUUUAGCCAGCAGUGUUUUCCGCUGUUCCAAGUUCUGCUCCAAAACUGUAUGUAAAAAAUUUGAGGUAACAUAUUUGUAUACAUUUACUUCUAAAAGAUUCAUCAGUAGAUCAUCAAUCAUUAAACAAGCACAUGUUUAGAUGUGUAUGAUUCCAUUUUAAAAGUGCCAUCAGAUAUCGCAAAACUUUACACAACUUAAGAGGAUUCCUGUAUUCUCUUUGGCAUUGUUGUGCAUUUUCAAAGCCCAACAGUAACAUUCGUAAUGUCCUAAAAAAGUGCCAUAUUUGACUUUUUUUUUGCUGGCCCGUGAAGGUUGUGGGAGAGCAUUCGUCUCCUCUGUCAAACGUUGAAUCACUUUGGAUCCAGGCAGUGGAAAUAAAUCUCUCAGGCUGGGAUCCAGGCACAAAGAAAAAAAAACAAAAAAUAAAAAACAGUUGUUAACUUUUAUGUCAAGAAACAAACACCCUAUGUGUAUCAAUAUACUCUCUUCACAAAGCAAACCUUUACGGUAUUUAACUGUAAUUUCAUCAUACGCUGUGGGGCUAUACUUUAAACGAACUGUAUAUAUUAAAAAAAUGUGCCUAAUAGUGAUUUUUCUCUGGCCUCACCUUGUUUAUAGUUUGUCUCAGUUACUGUGUUUAGAAGAUGUUAAACUUGACACAAUCUUUUUUUUCUUAAAUUGCUGUAAAAAAAUAACAAAAGGUCCAUUUUCUACAAACAAAAGAGAGUAGCAUGAGUAUCACUCACUCAUCACUCUAUUGUAUCACUCAGUCACUUCAUGCAUGAGUGACUGAGUGAUAUAAUUUUUUUUUUAUUUUUGCUUGUGUGUGUGUGUGUGUGUGUGUGUGUGUGUAUGUGUGUGCUUGUGAUUUUACAUGUACAUACACAGAAAAGGGUGUCAGCCUAAUAAAAAAUAGCAGCAACGUGAUGAUUUUUCGCCUGUGUAAAUACAGUGAGGGUGGUUAAGGGAUCAAUAUGUGCCUUUUAUUCUUUAAAAACAAAAAAAAUACUGUAAUUCAUUUUUUGAUUACAAACACAAUGUUUUCUAUAUUGUUUUUAUGGUGUAUAGCAACUACUUUUUAUUACCUGACAUUUUUGUAAGUGUAAAAUAAAAAUAAACACUAAAAUAAG
This is a messenger RNA of Scatophagus argus, 7972 nucleotides long. It is a transcript of the gene cdh5, whose product is annotated as cadherin 5. The transcript is spliced from 15 exons. NCBI's taxonomy places the organism in Eukaryota, Metazoa, Chordata, Actinopteri, Scatophagidae. The record is from RefSeq and is a predicted model, not a curated record. Gene Ontology annotation, cellular component: adherens junction; plasma membrane; bicellular tight junction. Gene Ontology annotation, molecular function: calcium ion binding; cadherin binding. Gene Ontology annotation, biological process: homophilic cell-cell adhesion; calcium-dependent cell-cell adhesion; vasculature development. The coding region runs from base 896 to 3250 and encodes 784 amino acids.